AUGGAUACGGCUGCAAUGCUUGUUGCGCUGGCGGCGGUCGCCACAGCCGCGCUGCUCGCCUAUUUCUGCGGCGUUGCACCCCACACAAACCGCUGCAGCGCGCCCCACAUCCCCGGCCUGCCGCUGCUCGGCAGCACGCUGGCGAUUGGCCGCUGGGGCGCCGCGUUCCUGUCGUCCUGCCGCGCCUCUUUCGGCGGCGGCGGCGCGUUCUGCCUGCACCUCGGGUUUGGGCAGCGCAUGCUGUUCCUGUGGGACCCGAAGCUGAUCGCGGCCUUCAUGACAUCACCAGAGGACGUGGCCGCCUUCAAACCUGCAGUGCGCCGCUUCACUCAAAGGGUUUAUGGCCUCCCAGGGGAUGAAUUCAGCGCCGCCCACGAGAUCCUGUUGGGACGCCUGCGCCACCUCCUGGUCGAGCUAUGGGAGGCGGCCAAGGGGCUGGUGUUCCAGGCCGCGGGCCAGCAGCUGUUCGGCCGCGCGUUCUUCGACCGCUGGGGCGGCGAGCACCUGCAGAGCACCUUCUUCGUUUUCGAGGAGAAUUUUGAGGUCGCUGCCUCCCCCGUGCCCCACCUCCUCCUCCCCGCCUUCCGCGCCGCGCGCGCCGAGCUGCUGCGCGCUCUGCGCGCCUCCAUCGCCGCGGGGGACUUUGAGGGCACGGCCGGCGGGGAGCUGCUCGACGGCUGCGGCCUGAGGGCGGCGCUGCACCCAAACGUGCUGCUGGCGGUGCUGUGGGCCUCCCAGGCCAACAGUGUGGCGGCUAUGUUUUGGUCCAUAGGGUUCCUGCUGCUGCCGGAAAACGCCCCUCAUCUGGCCGCCAUCCGCAAAGAGAUCGCCGCAGCUGCAGCCGAGGAAGCUGCUGCCGCCCGAGCGGCGGCCGGCAGCGGCGCGGCAGGCGGGCCCGGCAGCGGCGGCGGCGGCGAGGCUCCCACAACUGCGGCGGCCGCGGCACUCCGCGCGGCGCUAGUACGGCUCGCGCUCGACCGGCGGAGCCACGCGUCGCGCUGCGUGGCGGAGUCGAUCCGGCUGCGCGUGCACAGUAUCGCCAUCCGCCUGGCGGGCGGCAAGGGCAUCAAAUGGGACCUGCCGCCCGCCGUCGCCACAGGCAGCAGCAGCGGUAGCGGCGGCGGCAGCAGCGGCGAGGGGGAGCGUCAAGGCGUGGCGGGAGCCUCGCGGCAGCUGCGCGUGCCGCCGGGGACGGUGCUGGCGAUAUGCCCGUUUGUGAGCCACCACGACGACGCCCUGUUCGGCGGCGGCGCGGGGUCGCCCUGGGCGUUCGACCCGGGCAGGGCGCCCAUCCAGCUGGAGCCGGGGGCGGUGGCGACGAGCACGGCCGGGUUUGGGUUCGGCGGCGGCUUCUGGAGGUGUCCGGGGCGCUUCUUUGCAGAGAUGGAGCUGGGGCUGCUGCUCAUGACUGUGGUGCACCACUUGGAUUUGGAGCUGCCCCAUCAGAGCCAAUCUGGCAGCGGCGGCGACGGCGGCGUUGGCGGCGACGGCGGCAGCAGCAAAGGCGGCAGCAGCUGGGCGCUCCGCGCCGCCAGCGCCGCCGCCGCGGCGGUGCUGCCGCGCGCGGCUCUGGAGUUUGGCGGCGCUGCGGCGGCGUGCCCGAGGUUUGAUUUGGAGGCGGCGCGGUGGCGGCGCAGCGGCGACCCGGGCGCGCGGCUGCCGCCGGCGGAGCUGCGUCGCCUGGUGGGCUUCAAGGUGCCGGCCGAGGCGCUGGUCGUCACGGCCAGGCUGCGUGGUGGGGCGUGA
Molecule: messenger RNA, 1746 nt
Organism: Monoraphidium neglectum
Lineage: Eukaryota; Viridiplantae; Chlorophyta; Chlorophyceae; Sphaeropleales; Selenastraceae
Exons: 6
Coding region: 1-1746 (581 amino acids)
Molecular function (GO): heme binding; oxidoreductase activity, acting on paired donors, with incorporation or reduction of molecular oxygen; iron ion binding
Source: RefSeq, a predicted model, not a curated record